AUGGCGCCGAGCAACAGAGGCUGGGCGAUGAUCGAGAUCGUCUCGGUCUUGGUUGGUCUAUGCUUGAUUUCGACUGUGUUGCGAGUCUUUGCUCGAUUGAGGAGGAGAGUUGGUUUUGGCAUUGAUGAUUACCUUAGUAUGGGGUCAAUGGUGCUGAUGAUUGGAAUGUUGAUCGAGUUGAUUCUUUGGUGUGCAAUUGGAGGCAAUGGAACCCAUGUCACAGAACUGAGCCCCAAGACCCUCACGAACUACUGGAAGAUCUUCCUCGCCAACCAAUUCAACUACUUCCUCCUCUGCCCAGCGAUAAAAAUAAGCAUAAUCUGCUUCUACCGCCGAGUCUUCACAACCCCCAAAUUCCAAACAGCAACCUUUGCCCUAAACGCCCUCAUAGCAGCCUGGGGCACAGGGAUCUUCCUCGCAUGCGCAGGCCAAUGUCGACCCCUUCGUGCCUACUGGGACAAAUCAAUCGAAGGAACCUGCUUCAACGCCAAUGAAUUCAUAAUCGUCAACCAAGCCUUCAACGUCUUAAUGGACUUCGCCAUCCUCAUCCUCCCCAUCCCAAUGAUCUGGAACCUCCACCGCGCCUGGCAAGACAAGCUCGCGCUGAACGGUGUUUUUGCACUAGGUGCGUUCGUCUGUUUCGCCAGUAUCUACCGCAUCGUCGUGCUUUUCUGGAUUAGUCCGGAUGAUCCCACGUAUACGGUUUACCAGGCGACGCUGUGGACGCAUGUUGAGCCUGCUGUGGGUCUGAUUUGUUCCAAUCUGCCGAUUAUUCGCGGUCUUUUCCCCGCGUUGAAGUUGAAGAGUUCGCGCAAUGGCACUGGGCCCGCGUAUAUCAAUACGGAUUAUUCGAACUCCAUGUUUUUGUCGAAGUCUUCGCCGAGAUCGCCGGAUUUGGAGUAUAUGAAGAUGCAGGCGGGUGUUUAUAAUACUCAGAUUGAGAGUCCUUCGCCUGGGUUUUUGGGGUCUGAUCUUAGGCCGUUGAAUAUUAAUGUUCAAACGGAUAUCUCUAUCUCGCCGGAUAAUAACUCGACGACCACGCUUACUCAUUGA
Penicillium canescens is the source of this 1053-nucleotide messenger RNA. RefSeq lists its product as uncharacterized. Bases 1 to 1053 code for a protein of 350 amino acids. The record is from RefSeq and is a predicted model, not a curated record. NCBI's taxonomy places the organism in Eukaryota, Fungi, Ascomycota, Eurotiomycetes, Eurotiales, Aspergillaceae. The transcript has 3 exons.